UUAUUCUGCUUCUUUGGUUUACUCGUUUGCGACACUACUGGGUGAGCCGUAAACAUGCCAAGAUGCCGAGUCCCGUGAGCGAGGGAGUGAUUGCACCUGAAACGCAACAUCAAUUGUACAAAUCAUCAAAUACCAACGACAACUUUCCAACUUCUGAUCCAUGGCAAUUGGUCACUUCCGGAUACCGUGCGCAACAACCCGGGGAGGUGUAUCCCUACGCAUUUUCCAAUCAGCAGCUCACCUCGUUUGAUCAGGGUCGAUCACAUUUCAGCGCCCCUGAUUCUUCUGGUCUAUAUGCAUUUGGACUUGGUUCACAUAGACUUGUGAAGGAACCAUAUGUAGCCGCUACUUAUAGGCCCCAACUCAGCAACAUUCCACGUGUACAAGCGGCAGUGCCAGCAUCAAGUUCACAACAGCCACCCUUAUGGUCCGCAUACACUUUAGGCGAUUUGAGCUCUGUGGACAGCACUGGGAGUACGUCUCACCUCUAUUCUGGUCUACGCACCGCCGCUGUAGAACGGAAACUCGCACGUGCAUCCAAAAACAAGGGAUCGAAUGGGAUAGGUUCCAUACGAUCCGGUGGAGGGCGCAUCCGUGACAAGUUCCGUUCGAAUGUGCACAAAGCCACACUUGUAUCACAGCUCCAUCUGUCACACCUACGCGGUAAAUGGCCGUCGGGUGCUGCUGUAACUGGCUCGAAACAUUUAGGUUUGGUGGACAAUGUGGAUGAGCUGGGUUUCAACAUUCGUCACACAGUCGGUGGUGCUGGUGAAGGUUACUGCAACAUGAAUGUGAUUCUGACAAGUUUUUUGACCAAUGCCGAUUUGAGCUUGGGUGCCGCGAGGUCGGAAGUGCAUAGACAACGUCGGGUGGAGCAUGAUCGCAACGGUGCCUUCAUAUCUCUGUUUCCACCAGUGAAGAAUAUUCGUUUUCCGACACCGGGGCCCCCAGUGACCGGUUGGGCCCACUUAUUCUCCAACCUGGAGGACACCAACGUGCAGUCGACCGUUGUUCCUGAAGAAGCACCGCAAACUGUCUACGUAUUUCACAGUAGCAAACAGAGGGACUCUUCAUCUCAUGUUGACAAUAAACUGCCAUCGGUAACGGCAACAAUAUUUCAUCCCAUUCCGUACACCGAACCGUUCCGAUGGCAAUUCGGUCAAGAAGAUCUAGCCACUACGUUUCCAUCAUCAGUUUUGGUUCCUCGACGCCAAUCACAAAAUGGACCGAAAACAAGACAGAUGUCAGGCCCAAGUAGCGUGGGCGCCAAAAAAUUACCUCAUAUCAACGAACUUCUGCUUCGGCGAAGACGUCAACUUUUGCAACUUCCAGUGCAACUCUAUCUGGUGCCGAGUAGCAGGUUAACAACACAUUGA
Messenger RNA from Dicrocoelium dendriticum, 1376 nucleotides. The record is from the annotation of a GenBank genome assembly. NCBI's taxonomy places the organism in Eukaryota, Metazoa, Platyhelminthes, Trematoda, Plagiorchiida, Dicrocoeliidae.